AUGCAAAACGCAACGAUCCGCGCGCGCCAAGACCGAAUAAUAAUAAAAGACCAGUUCUACUGCGACGAUGUCGAUCGUGAGGCGAUUAUGAAGAACAAGGAAGUAAGCGCUAAGGACGUUUGCGAUUACACAAUUCGAUGGCCGUUAACGGUUAACCGGCGGGCUUGGCGAGUGCGUAUCGGCGGGAACACGGCGGCGGCUAUUCUUGCGCGUGCUGCGGACGCAACUGAGCACGCACGGGCGCAGCGCACACGGGGGAUAAAGUACGCGGUCCACACGAGCGGGGCCCGCCACGAGUCGCUC
Iphiclides podalirius (scarce swallowtail) is the source of this 303-nucleotide messenger RNA. The record is from the annotation of a GenBank genome assembly. Lineage: Eukaryota; Metazoa; Arthropoda; Insecta; Lepidoptera; Papilionidae.